Triticum turgidum subsp. durum (durum wheat) is the source of this 765-nucleotide messenger RNA. Lineage: Eukaryota; Viridiplantae; Streptophyta; Magnoliopsida; Poales; Poaceae. The record is from the annotation of a GenBank genome assembly.
AUGGGGUCGUUCAAGGGGCACCUUCUGCCGGGAACGCUGUUCCUGGCCGUGGGCGCCUGGAACGUGUGGGCGGCCGUGGCGCGCUUCGCCUUCGACCCGGCCGGGUUCCGCCUCCUCGUCUGGAACCUCGUGGGCGGCGGCAGCAGCGGGGCGCUGCGGCACCUCGAGCUCUACGUGAUCGCCGGAGGCGCCUUCCUGGAUAUGUGCGUGGAGGUGCUUUACUCUACUCAUCUCCACAUAUUUGCACCCGGCGGCGGAGUCAACCCGGCACACCUCAACGACCUCGAGCAUGGCGGCAUGCUGCUCAUGUUCUUCCUCUUCGGUGCCCUCGCUCUCCUCUCUGAAAAGACGAGCAGACCUUUCAUUUGUGGAGGUAGAUCCUCUUCCUGCGCAGUGCUGGCAACGGCCUUCACUGCAGAGCUGCUGCUCUUCUACUUCCACUCAACCACCCACCAGGGGCUGGAGGGAUACUACCACUACCUCCUAGUUCUGCUGAUUGGGCUCUGCGUCGCCUCCACCGUCCUCGGUGCGCUCCUCCCGGUGAGCUUCCCUGUCGACCUUGCUAGUGGCGUGCUGAUGACCCUGCAGGGCAUGUGGUUCUACCAGAUGGCGUUCACGCUCUAUGGGCCGAUGCGCCCCGCGGGGUGCCACCACGAUGCUGGCAGGAACAUAGAGUGCCAUGGGCAAGCGGCCGGGGAGCGCGCGGAGCAGCUCGCCAACUUCCAGCUCUUCGCGUGUGUCUUCCUUGUGUUCGCCUACACCUAG